AUGGCAAUGACUCUGAAUUUUAACUAUGACACAGAAAACCAGGUGCUUUUUACAGGAAACUCUUCUGUAAAAUAUGUGAUAUUAAAUAGGCCUGGCAAGCUGAAUACCCUUAACCAUGUAAUGGUUUCUCAAAUUUUAAAGAAUCUAAGAUUGUAUGAGAAUGACUUUUCAAUCAAACUUGUGAUAUUGAAGGCUAAUGGAAAAGCAUUUUCAGCUGGUGGUGAUAUAGUGUCACUGAUUACAUCUUCACUGGCAGGACAUUGGACCUAUCCUCUAAGCUUUUACAGGAAACUACUCAUGUUGAACCAUUUACUUGUUACCUGCAAAAAACCUAUUGUGUCACUAAUUAAUGGAGUGGCCAUAGGAGGAGGAGCGGCUCUUUCCAUGAGGGCAACCUUUAGAGUUGUGACAGAAAAUGCUGUAUGCUUCUCUUUCCAAAACAAAAUUGUAACUGCCAUUGAAACUUUUAUUAGCAUCCUUUAUAAGAGAUUGAAAUAG
This is a messenger RNA of Arachis duranensis, 498 nucleotides long. Its product is annotated as probable 3-hydroxyisobutyryl-CoA hydrolase 3. The record is from RefSeq and is a predicted model, not a curated record. The coding region runs from base 1 to 498 and encodes 165 amino acids. NCBI's taxonomy places the organism in Eukaryota, Viridiplantae, Streptophyta, Magnoliopsida, Fabales, Fabaceae. Gene Ontology annotation, biological process: L-valine catabolic process. Gene Ontology annotation, molecular function: 3-hydroxyisobutyryl-CoA hydrolase activity. The transcript has 6 exons.